This is a messenger RNA of Funneliformis mosseae, 930 nucleotides long. The record is from the annotation of a GenBank genome assembly. Lineage: Eukaryota; Fungi; Glomeromycota; Glomeromycetes; Glomerales; Glomeraceae.
AUGUUACCUAUAACUUUAUCUAAUAAAUAUAAUAGAUAUCAAUCCACACAAUCUUCAACCUCGGCUGUUGAAUACAAACUUACGCACCCUCGUAAAAAACUGCCACCUUUGCCGAAAAUUGCUCCACCAACGCCAUCAGCUGAAGAAGCUGUUAACAAUAUUUUAUAUAAUACUCCUUCACCUCCUCCUUCACCUCCAAAAAGACAUAUUUUAAAUUGCCUUGUACAAAAUGAGCCUGGUGUAUUGAGUAGAGUGAGUGGUAUUUUAGCCGCAAGAGGGUUUAAUAUUGAUUCAUUAGUCGUAGCCAGUACAGAAGUAGCUGAUUUAAGUAGAAUGACAAUCGUUUUGCGAGGACAUGAUGUGGUAAUCGAACAGGCCAGAAGGCAAUUAAAAGAUUUGGUUCCUGUAUGGGCUGUUCUUGAUUAUACUAAUACGACGAUUGUUGAACGGGAAUUGUUAUUGGUUAAAGUAUCAAUUUUGGGACCCGAACAUUUACAUGAACAAUUAGCAGCUAUUAAACAUGAGGAAUAUGAUGAUGAAUUUAUGCCUGAGGCAGAUUUAGAAGCGGAGAACCUUGGUGCCACUAUUCUGAGCACUGAUCCUCUUUUCAUGGAUGAUCAAACAAGACUGUCUCCAUCAGCAUUAUUAAGACAAAAAUUCGCUCAUUUACACGCAUUAAAUGAUUUAACUAAACUUUUUGGUGCUCAUAUACUAGACGUUGCUAAUGAUAGUGUUGUAAUUGAAUUGUCCGCAAAACCUACUAGACUUGAUGCAUUUAUUAAAUUGAUCAAACCUUUUGGUAUCUUGGAAGCAGCAAGAAGCGGCAUGAUGGCACUUCCGCGAACUCCACUUCAUGAUCAUGAAAAGAAUGAUUUAGAGGAAGAGAGUGAAGACAGCGGUGUGGAUGCAACCAUGCUGCCUCCUGGCUAA